GUAGUUAAGGUUCCUCACUCAGUAACGGCUAUUAUGGAAUAUAGAGGACAUCAUUGGUUCACAAAUAGCCGUAUGUUAAAAUAUCAAACCUUAUUAUGUGAAAACCCUCGAAUCAAGUUACAGGUUUGCAGUACAUUAAAUCCUGCUUCACUCCUGCCUAUUGAAGGAGAAUUGCUUCAACAUAAUUGUUUGGAAACUAUGGAUGAGAUAUAUUCCAGUAGGCCUGACCUAAAAGAUCAACCUUGGCCUAAGGCGGAUGCCACUCUUUUUACAGAUGGAAGCAGUUUUGUUGAAAAUGGACAAAGGUAUGCUGGAUAUGCUGUAGUAACUGCAACCACUGUAUGGGAGGCAGAACCACUUCCUCUAAACACAUCAGCUCAAAAGGCAGAACUGAUAGCCCUAAUUAGAGCUCUUGAAUUGUCAGAAGGAAAAACAGUCAACAUUUAUACAGAUUCAAAAUAUGCAUUUACUACUCUGCAUGCACAUGGAGCUUUAUAUAAAGAAAAGGGACUGUUAAAUUCUGCUGGGAAAGAAAUACGACAUAGUGAGACCAUUCUGAGAUUGCUAGAUGCUGUCUGGAUUCCUGCUAAAGUAGCAGUGAUGCAUUGUAAAGGACAUCAAUAUGGCGAGGAUCCUGUGACCUUUGGAAACUGGUAUGCUGACACUACCGCAAAGGCCGCGGCCCGAAAGGGACGAGGACAAGAGCCGGUCAUGGCCCCUUUGCAGCUGUCAAAGUGGAAGGAAUCAAAGCCUGGAUCCAUUACACCAGAAUAAAAAAGGCACCACCUGAGUGGACUGCGACUCCUGAGCCAAAAGAUCCCCUGAGACUUCAUAUCGUCGAACCGACAGCGC
Anolis sagrei ordinatus is the source of this 852-nucleotide messenger RNA. The record is from RefSeq and is a predicted model, not a curated record. NCBI's taxonomy places the organism in Eukaryota, Metazoa, Chordata, Lepidosauria, Squamata, Anolidae.